This is a messenger RNA of Penicillium cinerascens, 1416 nucleotides long. RefSeq names its product aldehyde dehydrogenase family protein. The record is from RefSeq and is a predicted model, not a curated record. Gene Ontology annotation, molecular function: aldehyde dehydrogenase (NAD+) activity. The transcript is spliced from 3 exons. The coding region runs from base 1 to 1416 and encodes 471 amino acids. NCBI's taxonomy places the organism in Eukaryota, Fungi, Ascomycota, Eurotiomycetes, Eurotiales, Aspergillaceae.
AUGUCUUUAGAAACUAUCACGACCAUUUCUCCCACCACUAAUGAGCCCGUCGUUACCCGCACCGGCGUCUCGGCGGAGGACUUACGACGUAUUCCCGAGGCGGCCCAGGCGGCAUUCCGCUCCUUCUCACAGCAUAGCACUCUCGAACAGCGACAGAAGAUCGUGGAAAAGGCGUUGGAUGUUUUGGAGAAAAAGAAAGAUGAACUGUCUCGCGAGGUCACCGAGCAGAUGGGUCGGCCCAUCGCCUAUACCGGCGUUGAGGUCUUGACAGCAAUCAAGCGCGGAAGGUACUUGGCCAAAAUCAGCACCGACGUGCUGAGCGAAAAGGGUAUUGUGCCUGGUGAGGAGGAGAAGGGUUUCCGGCGAUACAUUAAGCGCACACCGGUGGGAGUUGUUUUGGUUAUCUUCCCAUGGAACUAUCCCUACCUUACUCUCGUGAACAGCUUGAUUCCCGCCAUUCUGGCCGGCAACGCUGUCAUCCUGAAGCCCUCGCCUCAAACCCCUACCAUCGUCGAACAGAUUACUUCAGCGUUUACAGAAGCAGGUCUCCCGAAGGACGUCCUCCAAUAUCUACACUGCGGAUCUUUCACAUUACUAGAGGCGUUGGUUCGCUCACCACAGGUGAACCACAUCUGCUUCACCGGCUCAGUCGCAGCUGGCUUGGCCGUGCAGAAGGCAGCAUCAGACCGCGUUGUGAAUGUCGGUCUGGAACUCGGAGGCAAAGACCCAGCCUACGUGCGAGACGACGUGGAUCUAGCCUGGGCAGCGGAAGAGAUUGUAGAUGGAGCGAUCUUCAACAGCGGACAGAGCUGCUGCGCGAUUGAGCGCGUCUACGUUCACGAAAAGAUCCACGAUGCGUUCGUUGCUGAGAUCAAGAAGGUACUGAGCAAUUACCGUGUCGGCGACCCGUCAGAUUCAAAAACUCAGAUUGGUCCUGUGAUCUCCAAGCAAUCAAAGAAGGCUAUCUUGGCCCAGGUCGCGGAUGCAAUCAAGGAGAGUGCUAAGGACGAAACUCCUGAAAAUGCUACGUUUGAAAACUUCCCUCUCAAUGGCAACUACGUCAAGCCUACGCUCCUCACUGGCGUUAGUCAUAAGAUGACCGUUAUGACGGAAGAGACGUUCGGACCUGUGAUUCCUGUCAUGAAGGUCUCUGGUGAUGACGAGGCUGUACGCUGGAUGAAUGAUAGCGAGUUCGGGUUGACUGCUAGUGUCUGGACCAAGGAUGUUCCUGCGGCGGAGAAGCUCAUUGAACGUGUUGAAGCAGGAACUGUGUUUGUGAAUCGGUCUGACUUCCCUAGUCCGGACCUGGCCUGGACCGGAUGGAAGAACUCCGGCCGCGGUGUGACUUUGAGCCGAUUUGGCUUCGAGCAGUUCGUCAAGCUGAAGAGCCACCACAUCAAGAAUUACCCCAAAUGA